GCUCGGGCGGGUGCCGGUCUCCUACGCGCACACAGUAAAGGCAACAAUGCCAAUAUGGGUAGUUCUGCUUUCAAGAAUUAUAAUGAAAGAAAAACAGACUACAAAGGUGUAUUUAUCGCUGAUACCUAUAAUCAGUGGUGUUCUUCUGGCCACAAUCACUGAACUCUCAUUUGAUAUGUGGGGUCUCAUCAGUGCUCUUGCUGCUACACUCUGUUUUUCGCUUCAGAACAUCUUCUCCAAAAAGGUGUUGAGAGAUUCCCGAAUACAUCAUCUUCGGCUGCUGAACAUACUUGGAUGUCAUGCUGUGUUCUUCAUGAUCCCAACAUGGGUUUUAGUGGAUCUUUCUUCCUUUCUAGUAGAGAAUGACUUGAGUACUGUGUCCCACUGGUCCUGGACCUUAAUGCUGCUCAUAAUAAGUGGAUUUUGUAACUUUGCCCAGAAUGUCAUUGCCUUCAGUAUUCUUAACUUAAUCAGCCCAUUAAGUUACUCUGUUGCAAAUGCCACAAAAAGGAUCAUGGUUAUUACAGUUUCCCUUAUAAUGCUUCGAAAUCCAGUCACCAGCACCAAUGUCCUUGGGAUGUUGACUGCAAUCUUAGGGGUAUUCUUGUAUAAUAAGACAAAAUAUGAUGCGAAUCAGGAAGCAAAGAAGCAGCUACUUCCAGUUACUACUGGAGACCUUGUGACUCUGGAACGCCACCGGAACACUCCUGAAAAGUCUCAGAAUGGACUUAUGACAUUUGCACAACAUGGAGACUACCAGUAUGGCCGAACCAGUGUCUUAACAGAUCACUUUCAGUAUAACAGGCAAAACUAUCCAACCACAUACAGCUUAAAUCGGUAUGAUAUAUAGGAUUCUGAUAAGCAGGUAUAGACUGUAACAUGGAGUUUCCCUAGCAUUAUCAGAGACUUCUGGCAUGCCUUUGAACGUAAAGCUGUAGAUUGUAUGGGUUCUGCAGAGGGGAAGAUGCAUGUGUAUCAAAAGUGGUACAGACUUUCAUCUUCAGUGAAGCAGGUCUGUAAACACGAAACAAUUAGAUCAGACACUGGAAAGUAGUGUACAAUAUAGUUCUUGUACAGAGAUUCUGGUGAAAUGCAAGUGUAAAACUCCAGCAUAAAUACUUGCUGUUGUAUUUGCUUUGAGCCUGUCAACUGACCGCCAUUUUGGCAGUUAAAGUGUGGCCAGUAUUUCCUUUCUGUGAUAGCAAUUCAAUCUUUAACCUGUGUUUUUAUUUUAUUUUAAUGGUAUGCGGCUCAUUACUGUCCAAAUGCAAGCUAUGAUACUUUUUGGAGAUAGGGCUUGUCAGUUGGAGGGGAAUUGAAUUGUGUCUUUAAAAAAAGCAGAGGGGUAGAUCUGAAUUUCAAGUUCCACAGGUUUAAAACUUCAUGUUGAUAUUAAAUGUGUACUUCUAACUUGAGUUUGCAAUGAUCACCACAGAGCCAGGCUUUUAAAUUGGUACUACAUUCUUGUUCUCUGCAAUAAUCUUGAAGUACAACUUUUGUUUAGGCAUAGAGAACUAAUUUGGCUCUAAAAUAAUCUGACAUUAGUUAUCAAUAGCAACUUGAUAGUUUUCAUUCUUUGACUAAUGAAGUUGUGUAACUUUUUCAGUAGUUACUCUUUAUCUGAGAAGAGAAAACACCUUAAUAUUUGGAACAAGGCUGUUUUCCUGUGACUGCUCUGCACUUGUUUUUUGUAAAGCUAGCUUGUUAUCAUGUUGAGUUGGGAGAUGCUUCAGGAUUGUGUGUUUUCUCCCUUUUUUUAAUUGUAAGAAUUAUAUGCUAUCAUAUGACUUAAGUUUUAUGAAUGUGGAUUUGAUUGUCUACAAAAUCUAUUUCUUGGACCCCAAUUACAUUCUGUGUUUCCCCUACUUAGUGCUACUAGAGUAAUUGUGUAUGUUCUGCCUGACUUGUAUGUUCAUAUUUAUGGACACUAAUAUUUGUUUAUAUCCAUUUUUCCUCCUGUAGCACCUUUCACUUGAAUAAUGAAUUAUCAUGAGAGAAUUGUUCUUGAGUUGACUGAGUAUGUAAAAUUGCCAGAAAAUGUGUUGGAUUUUAUUUUGCACUUUUAGCAUAAAUGAAAGUGCUUUGACAAAACAUGAAGUUUUGUUGAUGACUUAUGACAGAUACUGAGUGUCUGUGAUAAAAGAAGCCAUCUGAGCUUUGAUAAAUAGAAACUAUUUUGGCAAAGAUGAUUAUCUUCAGGCCUCCUCUCCUGGAGAGGAACUCAUCAUAUAAUGGGCUAAGAUUCUGCAGGAGAAGUGCUUGGUGCAUUCUUGGUCACUGGACAAACAUCAAUGACACACUUUAGUAGUGGGUAGAUGGACGUUAGGAAAAACUUAUUAACUGUUGGGGUGGUUAAGCA
Messenger RNA from Pelodiscus sinensis (Chinese soft-shelled turtle), 2359 nucleotides. RefSeq names its product solute carrier family 35 member E1 (gene SLC35E1). Lineage: Eukaryota; Metazoa; Chordata; Testudines; Trionychidae. The record is from RefSeq and is a predicted model, not a curated record.